AUGGCGCUGACUAGGCCCAUGACCCCUAUGGAUCUUCUCAAGUUCAAUCCUUGCAACCUCGAUCAUCUCACUGAAACGUACAACAUCAACUUCUACCUAGAGUACUUCACUAAAUGGCCCCAGCUAUGCAAGGUCAUCGAAAGCGAAAGCGGCCAGAUUGAAGCUUACAUCCUAGGCAAGGUCGAAGCCUCUCCAUAUCCAGCACCAGUGGAGCCUUACGAUCCUGGCCUUAAGAUAUACCAGAAGAAGUUUCCUAAUUACUUGCCAUGGCACGCCCAUAUUACCUGCCUGACCGUAGCACCAGCCGCAAGGCGGUUGGGUCACGCCACUCGCCUCUCGGAAGCUCUGGAGCAGGCCGGCGACGAGCAGAAUGCUUGGUUUGUGGACCUCUUCGUACGAGUUGAAAACGAGGCUGCCAUUCAACUUUACAAGAAGAUGGGAUACUCGGUCUACCGAAGGAUCACCGACUACUACAAUGACGGCAGCGAUGCAUAUGACAUGCGGAAACCGCUCAGGCGGGACAAGCAGCGGAAGACUGUUCGCGCUAAUGGCGAAAAUAUCAAAGUUGAUCCAUCCGAGGUCUGGUGA
Molecule: messenger RNA, 588 nt
Organism: Baudoinia panamericana UAMH 10762
Lineage: Eukaryota; Fungi; Ascomycota; Dothideomycetes; Mycosphaerellales; Teratosphaeriaceae
Exons: 3
Coding region: 1-588 (195 amino acids)
Biological process (GO): N-terminal peptidyl-methionine acetylation
Cellular component (GO): NatB complex
Molecular function (GO): protein-N-terminal amino-acid acetyltransferase activity
Source: RefSeq, a predicted model, not a curated record